Diachasmimorpha longicaudata is the source of this 3409-nucleotide messenger RNA. RefSeq names its product glutamate receptor U1-like. Gene Ontology annotation, cellular component: membrane. Bases 958 to 2895 code for a protein of 645 amino acids. The transcript has 13 exons. NCBI's taxonomy places the organism in Eukaryota, Metazoa, Arthropoda, Insecta, Hymenoptera, Braconidae. The record is from RefSeq and is a predicted model, not a curated record. Gene Ontology annotation, molecular function: ligand-gated monoatomic ion channel activity.
AUGAAACGAUUGAUAAGAUAACCCAUACGACGAGGGAGUGAAAUUACGAGAUUGGAUGUGAAAUACUCUUAUCAAUGGAGAAAUGCACGUUAGCCAUAGUGUAGGGUACAUUAGUCGCAAAAUAAUGUGUGGAAAUUUUUAUUGACUUAGGGCUGAUGGGUCGAGCUGAUUCUACCCAUUGAUGGGAUAUUAUUCCGCAUAAAAUUUAUGGAUUUUUUAUAUUAAUCGUACGCAGAUCUUUCCAAUGUGGGCUUUUAACAAGUUAAUGGUAUUUUAUGUAUAGGAUUACAAUUCUAUGGGGAAUUAAUAACGACAUUCCUCAUGUAAAGAGGAGCCCUCACCUAAUGAUCAUAUGGAAAUAAAAAUCAUCCAUAAAUACUCCAAUUAACAGUACAAAGAGUCAACGAAUUACUGAUGUGUUUGAAAAGACUUCUUGCUAUGAAACAUGACCCCAAUGCCGACCCUAGAAGCAUUGCCAACUGAACUUAUAAUUCCUGACGAUCCACGUCAAUUACCCAUCGCAUUGAAUAUUCCAUCAAUAACAGUGUAAAAAAAAGGAAAAAGUACGAAUAGAGAGAAGCAAUUAAUCUAGACUAUCGCUGUCCACAUCGAUGUUGUCUCUCUUAUCAGCAACACUUGGGUCGAUGAAAAUACAAAGUAAUACCGCACUUUUGGUUUUACAACAAAUAAACGAUCGCCCUGGCACGCAAACAUUUUGAGUCAGCGAAUGGCCAUUAGACCGGGCUUGAAAAGCAAAAAAAAUUGGCGUGAAAAUAAAUGAUCGGAGCAAGAUCCCUACAAGAGAUUUCCCGAGGCUUCUCAUGUAAAACAAUGCUAUUGAUCGUUCAGUGUGAAGUUUAAUGUCAUGCAAAGAACAGGAAUACGGCUGACGGUGCUGUCAGAGUGUUGAUUAUGUCCCUCGCGAAUACAAGAAGUUCGACAUUUAACGCAUGAAUAAUGUGGAAAUGUGCCAUGUUGGUCUGCCUAGUGAGUAAUUUUGUUGGUGGAGACAGAAAUCAUGUUAUGACUGAUUUUGACCGAGCGUCUUGGCUGGAUGAUCAAGACUUCAAGGACAUGAUUGAUUACUCCUUCGAGGGAUCCAGGUGUUGCAAUAUCUUCGUCGAGGGACUGAUGGAGAGGGUGGAUGUGAUGUUCCACCAGUUUAUCAAAUUAUAUGGACAUGAUUAUACGGUCAACAACAUCAAUCGCAGGUGUAACGCUUAUUUGUUGCUUGCGGAGAAGCCCAGGAGUCUUAUCAACGCAGUUAAAAAAGUUCCUACAGCAAUCGCUCUAACUGAAAUCCUGAUAAUUUUUAAUUCUGAAAUCGAGGAAAAUUCCCUCCUAUUCAACGCCUCAUUCUACAAGAACGCAAACGUCAAUCUUAUCUCGCCAACAGGGAGAUGGAGUUUAUCAGAGAUGUUCCUGUUACCCCGAGUGUUCAAAAAAGUCUCCAGGAACUCCAAUAUGAAACACAACAAGGGUAUUGUUGACCUGGAAGGGCGUCAAUUACAGGUGGCUACGUUUUAUGUCCCACCAAUGUCUUAUCUAUCGACGAGUGAAAAUAGAACAGUGAAUGAAGUGGAGGGGGAAUUUUUCUCGUCAAAUGACACGAUGGAGUGGGACGGAGUUGAGGUAAAGUUAUUCGUCAUAAUGGCUAAACACCUGAACUUCACGUGGAUGAUUAGAAAACCUAAUGGAGGAUAUCGGUACGGAAGGGCCAAGAAUUCCACUUGGCAGGGCGGAAUGAUCGGUCAGUUAUUCAGGAAAGAAGUUGAUCUUGCCUUUGGUGGAAUCUGGUUUACCUACGAUCCGUACAGAUAUGUAAAUUUAUCAGUGCCCUGGUACCAAGUGUCUAUACAUUUCCUGGUACCCCGGCCACAUCCGAUCAUCAACUUCUGGGCCCUCACGACACCAAUCACCCUAGAAGUCUGGAUUGCGGUGGUCGUUACCAUAGCUAUGCAAAGCCUCAAUAUCUGGUGCAAAGCCAGGAUUAAUCCUAAAGUUCCUUCCAGGUUCAAAAGCUUUUCCAAUACACUUCUGGAGUUAAUUGGCCGUCUGCUGGGUUCUUGGGCGCCUAGACAGACGAUCGGUCUUCGCGUUCAGCUGCAUCUCUGGCAUUUCGCUGGGCUUCUCAUUGUCACGGCUUAUUCCAGCAGCUUGGCAGCGAGGCUGACAACUCCGGACUAUGAACAAAGAAUCGAUACGGCCGAUCAAUUUUUAGAAAGCAAUUUAACAUGGGGUCGAGAAGGUCCAAUUCCCAAAUUUGAUGACUACUUCGAGGAGCAGUAUCGUGAAAAAAUGCGAGAGAGAUUUCAAACAGAGAAGUCGCCGGCUCAAAGGCAGAAGAAAAUCGACCAAGGAAAUUACGCGAUCGUUGGGAAAAUCAUCAGGUCCAUGUUCUUUCCUGAGAAUGAAAUUCGUUCGUCUGAUCUGCAUAAUUACAGAGUGAUGAAAGAGAGUUUUGGAAAGUACUAUGUCUGCUUCGCAACUCAACCUUGGCUUGUGCUGUCAAUAGACCGAAUGAUGACGCGAUUGAUAGAACACGGUUUCGCAAACUAUUUCCUGAAAGACGUCAUCCAAAGACGAACCAGCAUAAGUCUCCGAGAAGUGCGAAUCGAGCAGGAUGGCGAUAAUGUCGAUGGAGCUGUACCUCUGCAGCUGAAGCCACUGGGAGCAGGAUUCAUCGUUCUGUUUCUUGGCCAUGCGAUUGCCACAAUCAUCUUCUAUUUUGAACUGAGGCAGAACAACGAUGAGAAAUCAAUUCUCAGGACAAUUAUGGAUAUGAAAAGAGUACCAUGCAUGUCAGAUCAAUCCUGCAGGCUCAGAAGAGCCAGGCAUCAGACUCUCCGGAAGAAAAGAACGACAAACCAAUGGAACGUAUUAAUUCCAGAUUAAAUCGAGCCGCUGUAUCAAAGGUCGAGAGGUGGAAAAAACCAAUGAAUGUUUCAUCUGCCGGAGUCUACCUCUUUUAUCAUUACCUCGUGCUUGAUAAUUAUUAGAGAAAUCAAACGAAUGCAAAUAAUGAUACAAGGAUUAUGUAAUAUUUACCACGGUUAUUCCACAAAUCAUUGAAUUCCGAUUAUAGACUAUGAAAUAAUGAGCGUUGGACUUUUUUGAUGUGUCAACCCAUCGCGUUGUGACAGCUGUUGUAAUUGGAAACUGUUCCUGAUGCCCCUCUGCAUGUGUCAAUAAAUAUAAUAAUAUUUAUCCUUCAGUAUUCGAUCAACUAAUAUUUCUAAAACUAUAUCCGUAUGAGUCAACAAUUACAACGAGACUUGCGUAAGCUCAGAGGGUAAUUGUCAACAAUAAAUUUGAAGACGAAAGUCAUAUGAUGAUCGAGCAGAACGGUGGACUAGAUUCAGUAUAAUCGAGAGAACAACCGCAAAGGCUCUUCAUUGCAUUCGCAAAA